Molecule: messenger RNA, 591 nt
Organism: Phymastichus coffea
Lineage: Eukaryota; Metazoa; Arthropoda; Insecta; Hymenoptera; Eulophidae
Exons: 1
Coding region: 1-591 (196 amino acids)
Source: RefSeq, a predicted model, not a curated record
AUGAAAAACGCUAUAAUGGCGACACUCGAUCACUAUUGCUCGACGGAUGAAUUACCUCGCCACGACCAUUGCCCAGAAGGCGCCGACAGUUGGUGUGAGUGGCGCAAAGCCGAGGCAGCAAAUAAACUGGCUGAUUUUCAACAUUCGCCACGUGUCAUCGACGAAGAGGUUGAGAAGCACAUUCGUCCUGUGUACGAGGAGUUAUCUAACGACGAUCUGCUAACGAGAUGCUUGGGUGGACACACACAAAAUGCGAACGAGUCGUUCAAUUCCACUGUGUGGCGCAUGAUACCUAAACACCUUCAUUCAGGCAUUAAAAUUGUCAAGAUUGCUACCUACAUCGCUGGAGGAAUGUUCAAUGAAGGCUACAGUGCUGUAUUACAAACAAUGCAGAUAUUAGACUUGAAAAUUGGACAGCAAUGCAUGAAUUUCUCUCGGCAAGCCGACCAGAAGCGCAUCGCCCGAGAAAACAGACGGAAUCUACUCGCGAGCAAAGAGGCCAGAACAGCUCGUAGACUCGAAAAUCUCGGCGAAAAUCAGUUUUACGAAGAGUCUGAAGAACAAAUGUAUGGACCAGGAAUCGCCGAUUAG